Cucurbita maxima (winter squash) is the source of this 1921-nucleotide messenger RNA. RefSeq names its product pentatricopeptide repeat-containing protein At2g33760. Gene Ontology annotation, molecular function: RNA binding; protein binding; zinc ion binding. The record is from RefSeq and is a predicted model, not a curated record. Gene Ontology annotation, biological process: RNA modification. The transcript has 2 exons. NCBI's taxonomy places the organism in Eukaryota, Viridiplantae, Streptophyta, Magnoliopsida, Cucurbitales, Cucurbitaceae. Bases 28 to 1905 code for a protein of 625 amino acids.
CUCCCAUAUUCCACGAAGGCUAUAAAAAUGAAGCAGAAAAAGCUUACACUCGAGCUAAGUCGGCGGAGUUGCAGGACGGGAGCUUCUGAGGGAGUAGUUGGAGGCGGAAGGAAGUGCAAAUUGGAAUCCCAACAACUCGCGCUUCAACAUCCUGUAACUCACAUUUUUGACUCCCGACCCCACAGUCCAAUCUAUGCAGCGCUUCUUCAAGCAGGUCCUCGUCUGAGAAACCUUCAACAAGUUCAUGCCCAUAUCAUUGUUUCCGGAUUCCAUAGAAGUCGAUCACUUCUCACCAAGCUUCUUUCACUGGUUUGUGCCGCUGGUUCAAUCACGUAUGCUCGUCGGUUGUUGCCCACUGUCCCAAAUCCUGAUUCAUUCCUGUUCAAUUCCCUUCUCAAAGCGACUUCCAAGUAUGGGUUUUCUGUUGAUGCCGUCCUGUUUUACCGUCAUAUGCUCUUCUUGGGUGUUUCCCAGUCGAAUUAUACAUUUACGUCUGUUAUCAAAGCCUGUGCUGAUCUUUCAGCUCUCAGGUUGGGUAGAGAAAUUCAUUCUCACGUUGUGGUUUCUGGUUAUGGAUCUGAUAUGUACGUUCAGGCUGCACUAAUUGCUCUCUAUGCCAAAGCUGGUGAUAUGAAAGUCGCCCAGAAGGUGUUUGAUGAAAUGCCCCAAAGAACAACUAUAGCUUGGAAUUCACUUAUAUCAGGGUACGAGCAGAAUGGAUUACCAGCGAAAUCAAUCGAUUUAUUUAAUCCGAUGAUAGGGUCAGGCUUUCAACCUGAUUCAGCUACAGUAGUAAGCUUAUUGUCUUCCUGUUCUCAGCUAGGAGCUCUUGAUUUCGGAUGCUGGUUGCAUGAUUAUGCCAAUAGUAAUAGUUUCAAUCUGAACGUGGUUCUUGGUACUUCAUUGAUUAACAUGUACACUAGAUGUGGGAAUGUAAGCAAAGCGCGGGAAGUUUUUGACUCCAUGAAGGUAAGGAAUGUUGUUACUUGGACAGCCAUGAUUUCAGGGUAUGGGAUGCAUGGUUAUGGUGAGCAAGCAAUGAAGCUUUUCAAUGAAAUGAGAGCUUAUGGUCCUCGCCCUAACAAUAUCACAUUCGUUGCUGUCUUGUCUGCAUGUGCUCAUUCAGGGUUGAUUGAUGAUGGUCGUCAGGCAUUUUCAAGCAUGAAGGAAGUAUAUGGGUUAGUUCCAGGAGUAGAACAUCAUGUCUGCAUGGUAGAUAUGUUUGGACGUGCUGGAUUGCUCAAGGAUGCUUAUCAAUUCAUUAGAAAAUUUCUUCCUGAAGAGCCAGGCCCAGCAGUUUGGACUUCAAUGCUUGGGGCUUGCAGAAUGCAUAAAAAUUUUGACCUUGGAGUUAAGGUUGCAGAACAUGUUUUAGCAGUUGAACCAGAAAACCCUGGUCAUUAUGUAAUGCUUUCUAACAUAUAUGCAUUGGCCGGUAGAAUGGAUCAAGUAGAGAUGGUGCGAAACAUGAUGGUUAGACGACGCCUAAAGAAGCAAGUAGGUUAUAGCACCAUAGAGAUCAAUCAGAAAACCUAUAUGUUUAGCAUGGGUGACAAGUCUCAUCCUGAAACAAAUGCUAUCUAUAGGUAUUUAGAUGAAUUAAUGGGCCGUUGUAGUGAAUCAGGCUAUAUACCAGCACUGGAGUCCUUGAUGCAUGAUUUGGAAGAAGAAGAAAGGGAUUAUGCCCUUAGAUAUCAUAGUGAAAGGCUUGCCCUAGCGUUUGGUUUACUUAAAACCAAUCAAGGUGAGACUAUUAGGAUUGUAAAGAACCUUCGAAUAUGUGAGGAUUGUCAUUCAGCUAUUAAACACAUCUCUGUUAUUGCUGAUAGAGAAAUAAUUGUUAGGGAUAAAUUUCGUUUUCACCACUUCAAAGAUGGUGCAUGUUCUUGUCUUGAUUAUUGGUGAUAAUUUCAAUUCAUAA